CCGAGCCUCCUUUCUAUCUUUCACGAAAGAUAUUUGGAGUUAUAUUCUCUUAAUUUGUGAUUAGAUAUUAAUUUUUUUAUUUUUUGUAUCGUCAUCAAAGCUUCAGCUUUUUUUCCUUUUUUAACAUUGCAAGUUUUUUUUUCAAGAACAGAUGUUUAGAUAAUAUAUCAAUGAUUAGUUUUGAUUAAUUUAGUUUAGGACCAAGGGCUCCAGGACAAAAUUUUCGUGGAAAACGCCAUGAGACUACUGAUUAUCUUUGGUGUUCUGAUUUUUGGUUCACAAGCAAAACAGAAGAUAAGCGUAUGUGAUACUGGAAGUCCUUCAGGAAAGUGUGCCCCUAAGGAACCUUUUUGCCCACAGGGAUAUAGCUGUGAGAACGGAGAAUGUUGUCCCGCCAAAUUAACAUGUACCAAUCACUACUGUUAUAUUGAAGACAAGUACCAUGUGUGCUGUAACAAAAUUCCUAUUGAAUCGGUUGCACCAAAGGCAUGUUCUACCCCAGGAUAUACCACGGAUCCUCUGCUAGGAUGUUACAAAGUCGCUUAUUAUCCCACUGCUAUUCCAUACGACGAAGGGAAACAAGGCUGUGAAAAAGAUGGCGGACGACUGUUAUUGAUUAACUCAGCGGAGGAGGGGCAAAAACUCUUAGAAGCGAUAAGGUCGGAAAUGAUAAUAUCAGCGGUUAUACAAGGCUCCAGAGGUCCUGAUUCGUCAUAUGUUGAUGACAAAGGAAAUCCAUUGCCAUAUUUGCCUUCUAUGAUAGAGAACAAAGAUGACGAAGCUAAAACAAAACUGAUGUUGACAUAUGCUCCCCCCGAUCAAAUCAAAUUUAUGUUUUCCGCUAUUUCACAAGGAGAGAAAUAUAAUUACUUUGCCUGUGAAAUAUAAGUCAAUAAAUUGUUC
Molecule: messenger RNA, 903 nt
Organism: Magallana angulata
Lineage: Eukaryota; Metazoa; Mollusca; Bivalvia; Ostreida; Ostreidae
Exons: 5
Coding region: 238-888 (216 amino acids)
Source: RefSeq, a predicted model, not a curated record